AUGGCUGUUGGACAGGACCCCAUUGUGAAGGAUCUACUUCAAUUCACAACCUGUGAUGUUUCAGACGCUCUAUGCAAACUCAAAGUCCCCAACGGCGGCUUCCUCUCGGGCUUGACCUUAUGGUCUCCGCAACGACAAGAAGGGAUGACCAGAAUUGUCGGUCCAGCGUAUACAGUGAAGUACGUACCAUUGGAUGACCCUUCGCCUAAACAUCCUACCCACUACAUCGACUCCAUCCCCACUGGCGCCAUAAUCUUCAUCUCCUGCCCCCCAAACACCCCCAACGCCGUCUACGGUGGCCUAAUGUCCACCCGCGCCCAGGUCAGCGGAGCAGUAGGCUCAAUAAUCGAUGGACGCUUCCGCGACCUCCACGAGCAGCGCGCACUCAACUAUCCCGUAUUCGCACGAGACUUGAGCACCGCACCGCCAUACGAGCUCGUCAAAGUGGCUGGUGUGAAUGUGCCGGUGAAGCUGCAAACUAGCGAGCAAGAUAUCGAGAUUCGGCCGGAUGAUUAUUUAAUUGGGGAUCUAAAUGGGGUUGUGGUAUUGCCGAAGGAGCUGGCAAAGGAGGUAUUGCCACUGAUGAGGAAACAGGUUGAGGCGGAUGAGAAUGUGGCGAAGGAGAUCAAGGGGGGGAUGAAAUUUAUGGAGGCUACGCGGAAAUUCAGAUAG
This is a messenger RNA of Mytilinidion resinicola, 672 nucleotides long. RefSeq names its product RraA-like protein. Lineage: Eukaryota; Fungi; Ascomycota; Dothideomycetes; Mytilinidiales; Mytilinidiaceae. The record is from RefSeq and is a predicted model, not a curated record. Bases 1 to 672 code for a protein of 223 amino acids. The transcript has 3 exons.